GUUCUCUGCCCCUAUUAGAAUAAUUAGCAUAAUCAACAACGCUUUAGCAACGCACAAGCCACACUGCAAUUAUAAUUAUCUUUAUCUUGUGUAAAUUAAACUACAAUAGCACAAAAAAAGUAAAUAGUUUAGACGUAUUGCUGUCUUGCUGAUACAUUUUUGAGGUGAACGCAAUACGCGAUUAUCUCAUAUCCUAGUUAAUACGCCGUCUGAUAUUUUGAAUUAGUGGAGCAAAUCUCAUCAAUGAAAAUGACAACCAUGGGUACAACACCAAAGCCUACUGAGGUGAAACGUGAAGAAUUCCGCAAAUAUCUUGAGCAUACUGGAGUCAUGGAUGCGUUGUCCCAUGUACUGUUGGCAUUGUUUCAAGAGCAAGAAAGACCUGAUGAUCCCAUAGAAUACAUUCGACGUCACUUUGCAGCUAUGGAUUCUGGUGGAGCAGAAAAUAUGCAUGACAUAGAAGCUUUAAAGAAAGAGUUAGCAGAAGCAAAUUCCAAAGUAUCAGAACUUUCUGAUAAACUUGGAAAAAUUGAAUUGAACAACUCAAUAUAAUUAGAUGGAUAUUAAAAUUCUAUUUGUGAUCUUGUGCUAGUCUUAUUUCACCACAAAAACAAAUUGACAAGUCUGUUCAAAGAAAUACCGUGCCUUAAAAUACAUUUUCAUAGUUUGGACUUAAGGCUAUAGCUCUUCCUAAAAUUUAAAUUAUCAUGACAAAUCUUAUCUCUAUUUCAAUUGCAAUAUUUCAGUAGACAAACCGCACAAACUUUAAUUAAAUGGAUUUAAAAUAUAAGUAAACACGUACUUAGAUAUGUUGUAUCUUACUUUCUAUUAGAAUAUAUAUGUUUACUGGAUAAAUUAUCCAAAAAGUUCAAGUACACUAUGGUAUAAAUAUUUAGUAUAGCAAUGUUAUUUGUAUUUAAAUUUAAAUUACUGUCAAAGACUGUAUAGUAACUAACAUAACUAGUGAAUAAACUACCUUUUGUACUUAAAAUUUUGCAUCGAUUACUAUUAAUC
Molecule: messenger RNA, 1014 nt
Organism: Phymastichus coffea
Lineage: Eukaryota; Metazoa; Arthropoda; Insecta; Hymenoptera; Eulophidae
Product: c-Myc-binding protein homolog
Exons: 4
Coding region: 244-552 (102 amino acids)
Biological process (GO): regulation of DNA-templated transcription
Cellular component (GO): nucleus
Molecular function (GO): transcription coactivator activity
Source: RefSeq, a predicted model, not a curated record